This is a messenger RNA of Paramisgurnus dabryanus, 3308 nucleotides long. It is a transcript of the gene scamp5a, whose product is annotated as secretory carrier membrane protein 5a. NCBI's taxonomy places the organism in Eukaryota, Metazoa, Chordata, Actinopteri, Cypriniformes, Cobitidae. The record is from RefSeq and is a predicted model, not a curated record. Gene Ontology annotation, biological process: protein transport. Gene Ontology annotation, cellular component: recycling endosome membrane; trans-Golgi network membrane.
CAUCACACACGAUCAUCCCUCGCCCAACUCAUUCGUGCUUGCGUGCGUGUGUAGGAAGAUCGUGACGUGAUUGUUUUUACUCCCAUAUCACAUCUUAUAACAUAACGAAAUUUAAUCAUUUCCCUUUGCAAGUGCAUCGAUCAUUGAAUGGACAGUGAUUCGUUACAUGUGAGUGGACGCUAGCACAGCCGGGCAUCGUCGUGAUCGCGCGAGGCGGGAUUUGGAUAUUAAAGUUUGACGUAGGUGAUACACACAAAGAAACUCCAUGGCAGAAAACAAUUUUCCUCCCCUUCCACGGUUCAUCCCAUUGAAGCCAUGUUUCUACCAGGACUUCAACGAGAUUCCAGAUCAACACCGGACCAUGUGCAAACGGCUGUAUUACUUAUGGAUACUAAAUAGCGCCACCCUAGCGACGAACCUGAUUGGUUGUCUGGCUUGGAUGUGCGGUGGAGGCGGGGCUACGAAUUUUGGGAUGGCCAUUCUUUGGCUGAUACUGUUCACCCCAUGCUCAUACGUGUGCUGGUUUAGGCCCAUCUAUAAAGCCUUCAAGACAGACAGCUCUUUCAACUUCAUGGCAUUUUUUUUCGUAUUCAUGGCACAGGUGGUUAUAAGCAUCAUUCAGACUGUUGGAAUCCCAGGAUGGGGAGUUUGCGGCUGGCUGGCCACCAUCACUUUCUUCAGCACUAAUAUCGGCUCUGCCGUUGUUAUGCUUAUCCCAACCAUAAUGUUCACUGCCGUGGCUGUGCUUUCCUUCAUUGCCCUCACCAGGGUUCACAACAUGUACCGUGGUAGCGGAGGUAGCAUGAGCAAAGCUCAAGAGGAAUGGACCACCGGUGCCUGGAAGAACCCUCAAGUCCAACAGGCAGCACAGCAGGCAGCGAUGGGGGCCGCGCAGGGGGCCGUGCAACAGCAGUACUCGGCCGCCCCAACCUAUAACUAUAACGAGCCAAUGUAGUUGGAUUAUAGCUACAUCAGGGGGGAGGGACAGUAACAGGGUAUUUGGGAGGAACUAUUGACCAAUUUGAAUUCGAAUAGGUUACAGCAAUGCAUACGAUUUUGCUAAAACGGUUUUAACAGUGUGAGCUAGAGUUGCGUUUGGACCCCAUCAAUAGGAAGGUAUCAGCGGUAUUACGGCAGAUUUCGUUAAUGGUUAUGUAGUGUUUCUUCACUUAUUGUAUUUUAAAAAUGGCUGAACUAAAACGGAGACAUUCCAGAGCUUAGUAACUAGAUUCCUUUGAGAUUCGUCUGUGUGGUAUUUGCAAGGCAGUUUAUAUUUCGGUUGGCUUAUAGUAUUUAACACUUUCAACAAUUUCGCAAAUGCAUUUUUUACUCUCACAUCUUACGAAGGAACGUUUGCUUUAAGCACAGAGAGGCGUGAAGUGCAACUACAAAGGUCUUUUUUGACUGUUUCUUUAUUUGCCGUAAAGGUACAGGGAAACCAUAUGUUUACAUUUUUUUUUAGUUGUGUCGUUUGUUGGUAUUUUAGAACGUGUGGUUGUGUUAACAUUGUUUUUGUUACCUCAGGAUUUAAUCGUCUCAUUUUACAGCUGUUUGGCUAACAGGACCGUUAGGAAGAAAUAUUUGUACAUGUACAUAUUGUACAUCUGUAGUUCAAUAGACACUCUUGAACAAAGAGUAAAUAUCUACUGUAAGACACAGAAACAUUAUACGCUACCGUUCAAAAGUUUAGGGUCACUAAACUAGGUAUUGUUUAUUUAUAUAUUUUCAUACAUUUUAAAAAAAGUAGGAAGUUCAUCAAAUAGAAAUAUGGGAAUUUUGUUGUGACAAAAAAAAUUCCAAAAUAAUUAAUCAUCACUAUAAAUUGUAGAAAUGAACUCUUAAAAUUGAUUAAAGAAGCAGCUUUAGGAUCAUCCUGAGAUACUUUUUUAACAGUAUUGAAUGAGUUCACAUAUAUUCUGGGCUGUUAUUGGCUGCUUUUUUAUUAUUUAGUCCGAGUCAUCCAUUUCAAAAACAUUACUGUAAAUUUGUUUUUACUUUUGUAGGAAAAGUAACUAAUGUUUGCACAAUUGUGUUUUGUCUUACAACAAAAUUAUAAUAAUAAGCCUAACAAAAUAAUAAUGUCUUACUAACAUUAAAGGUAUAGUUUACCCCAAAAAUGUUUUUUUUGUUUUGUUCUGUUGAACACAAAAAGAUAUUUUGAUAAAUGAUGGUAAGCACCCAGUUGACAGUACCCACUGACUUUCAUAGUAUUUGUAUCCUAAUAACCGUUUAUGAGCCCCAUUCACUUCCAUAAUAUUCUUUUUGCCUACGAUGGAAGUCAAUGUGGCUCAUCGUGUUCAUCCGAACAAAAAUAUAUACAGGUUUGUAACUACAUAAGGGUGUACCGAGCCCCUAAGGUGACAUUGAAGUAAAAAAAAUCUAAAGUUUAGUUUCAUGUGCUCACGUGAAACUUUCAUGUGCAUAAUAUUUUUUUGUUUAAGUUUAGUUUCGCAUGCUCACACGAAACUUUCGUGCGUGUGCACGUGAAACUAUCACGUGCGCACGCAAAAGCAAAAGUCCUAGCCAUCUCUGCCUAGCCAGUGCACAUGCGAAACUAAACUUUAUUUAGUUUCUAUUUUGUUUACUAAACUUUAUUAAAAGUUGCGAUUUUCUAGGCAGAUAUGGCUGAGACUAUACUUUCAUUUUUGCGUAAUAUUCAAAGUGUCAUGCGAUAGUUUCACGUGUGCACGCGAAACUAAACUUUAUUUAGUUUCUAGUUUAUUUACUAAACUUUAUUUAAAGUUGCGAUUUUCUAGGCAGAUAUGGCUGAGACUAUACUUUCAUUUUUGCGUAAUAUUCAAAGUGUCAUGCGAUAGUUUCACGUGUGCACGCGAAACUAAACUUUAUUUAGUUUCUAGUUUAUUUACUAAACUUUAUUUAAAGUUGCGAUUUUCUAGGCAGAUAUGGCUGAGACUAUACUUUCAUUUUUGCGUAAUAAUCAAAGUGUCAUGCGAUAGUUUCACAUGUGCACGCGAAACUAAACUUUAUUUAGUUUCUAGUUUAUUUACUAAACUUUAUUUAAAGUUGCGAUUUUCUAGGCAGAUAUGGCUAGGACUACACUUUUGCGCACGUCGAGAAACUAAACGCGGUAGUGUCAUGUGCGCACGCGAUAGUUUCACGUGCGCACGCAAAACUCAACUUUAUUUAAUUUUUGCUCCAUUUCCCCUUAAGGGCUCUGUAAGGGCGAGUAAAUGAUGACAGAUUUUUCAUUUUUCGGUGAACUAUCCCUUUAAUCACACAUAUUAAAAGGUUUGUAAGGUCAGGAAAAACAUUUCACUUAUGUGACCUUAAACUUUUGAACGAUAGUA